Messenger RNA from Rotaria sp. Silwood2, 5034 nucleotides. The record is from the annotation of a GenBank genome assembly. NCBI's taxonomy places the organism in Eukaryota, Metazoa, Rotifera, Eurotatoria, Philodinida, Philodinidae.
AUGGUUCUUGAUAUAAUUACAGAAGAUUUUGAAAAUUUUUAUGAUAUUCAAGAUGAUCUCGGAAGCGGUCAAUUUGCUGUCGUCAAACGUGUACGUGAAUUAAAUACAGGACAUGAAUUUGCAGCUAAAUUUGUACGAAAGAAAAAAUGUAUUGCUGGAAAACGAGGUCUUAAACGAGAAGAAAUAUUACGUGAAGCUGAUAUACUUAGUGAAUUAGCACCACAUCGAAAUAUAAUUACAUUAUAUGCUGUAUUUGAAAAUAAACAUGAAAUUAUUUUAGUACUUGAAUUAGUUGGUGGUGGCGAACUUUUUCAUUAUAUUGCUGAAAAAGAUGCAUUAAAUGAAGAAGAAGCUGCAAAAUUUAUUUUACAAAUUCUUGAAAGUGUACAUCAUAUGCAUGAGAAAAAUAUUGUUCAUCUUGAUUUAAAGCCAGAAAAUGUUAUGUUACUUGAAAAGAAUAAGACACAAAUAAAAAUUAUUGAUUUUGGUAUUUCGAGAAAACUUCAACCAAAUGAACCUACAAAAGAAACUUUUGGAACACCAGAAUUUGUUGCUCCAGAAGUAAUCGCAUUUGAGCCAGUUACAUUAGCAACAGAUAUGUGGAGUAUUGGUGUAAUAACAUAUAUUUUAUUAAGUGGUGCUUCACCAUUUCUGGGUAAUACAAAUCAAGAAACUUUUAAUAAUAUUACUCAGGUUGAUUAUCGUUUUGAUGAGGAAUUUUUUGCAAAUACAAGUGAUUUAGCUAAAGAUUUUAUUCAACAACUUUUUGUGAAACAUCCUCGUCAACGAGCAACAGUUGUUGAUUGUCUCAAUCAUCCAUGGAUCAAACCACGUCGUCGUAAAGAUGAAGAAGAACGUCGUAAUGCUCAAAUCAAUAUGCCAUCAUUCAAAUCAUUUAUAGCUCGUCGUCGUUGGAAGGUACAGAUGCAUUGUGAAUCACGUACACUUCGUACAGUAACAACAAAAAAAUUUGAUAAAGCCGGAAAUGUUAAGUCAGCUAAACAUAGUGAACGUAAGGGUAAAACAGCUAUCUAUGAAGGACAAUAUUCUGAAACUGAUGAAUCUGAUAAUGAUAUUGAACAAAUUGAAAAACAAGAAAUAAUAAAUCCAAGUAAACGUAUACAUUGUUGUCCAACAAAUAUUGAAAUGAGACAAAUAAAAUCCAGUGAAUUUGCUGAAUCAUUUCAAGAAAAUGAAGAAGGUGAAGAUGAUGAUGAUGAUGAUGAUGAAAAAUAUCAUCGUCGUCAUCCUAGAACAGAUACAAGUGUAUCAUUAAUAAAAAAUCCUUUACCUAAUGAACAAAUUGUAUCUGAUCAACAUUCACGUUCACAAACAAGUGAUACUAAAGUUACUGAAUCAAUUGAUGAAAUAACAGGACAAAAUAUUCGUACAACAGUACAAAAUAAAGUUCAUACAGAUGAAAAUUUAAAAAUAUCAAAAUCAGAUAAUAUUCAAUAUGAAGAAACUGAAGAAGGAACAUUAAAAAAAUCACAAUUACGUCUAUCGUCCAUCUCAUCUGCUAUUAGUUUAGAUAAUUUAGAUUCAAAUAUAUCUGGUCGAUCCUAUGCUGAGGAUAAUGAUGAUUUUGUUUUAACCGCUCUCCUUUGUGCUGCCGAAGAUGGUGAUUUAGCUAAUAUUAAAAAAUUAUGUAAUCUUGCUACUGUUGAUGUUAAUAAAGAUAAUAAGCAUGGGGAAACUGCCUUACAUUUUGCUUGUGGUGCUGGUCAUUUAGAUAUUGUUAAAUUAUUGGCCGAUCGAAAAGCUAAUAUAACAGUUGUUGAUGGGUCUGGAAAUAAUGCGAUCUAUUGGGCAGCUAGACAAGGACACGUACCAAUAAUAACAUUUCUUCAUGAAAAAGGCGUUCCGAUUAAUGUAUCAAAUCGAAUUGGUGAAACUAGUUUACAUGUUGCCGCUCGAUAUGGUCAUGCUCAUGUUGUUGAACAUUUAUGUAAAUUAGGUGGUAAUGUUGAUUGUCAAGAUGAUGAAGAAGAUACGCCAUUGAUUGUUGCUGCUUGGCAUGAUUAUUCUCGAAUUUGUCGUAUUCUAUGUAGUGCUGGUGCUGAUCUUAAUAUACGAAAUAAAGAAGGAGAAACAGGUUUGAUUUGUGCAGCACAACGUGGCAAUGCUGAAAUUGUUCAAAUUUUAAGUAAUAAUAAAGCACAUUUAGAUCUUCAAGAUAAAAGAGGUUUAUCAGCAUUACAUUUUGCUUGUAAACGACAACAAAUACCAAUUGCUUUAACAUUAAUUCAUGCUGGUUGUAAUAUAAAUAUAACGGAUAAUAAUAAUGAAACUCCAUUACAUUAUGCUAGUCGAGAAGGUCUUUUACCUGUUGUUGAAGCAUUAACUUCAUUUGGUUGUCGAAUGGAUAUGAAAAAUAAAGUUGAUGCAACUCCAUUACAUCUAGCUGCUCGUCAUGCUCAUGUAGAAAUAGCUCGAUUUCUUUGUUUAGCUGGUUUAAAUUUAAGUAUUCAAGAUAAGGAUGGUCGAACUGCUUGUCAAAUAGCUGAAAUAAAUGGCAAUAUAGAAAUAGUUCAAUUACUUAAAUCAUUAAGCAUGGAUAAUCGUGCAGUAUUUAUGGAACAACUUGUACCGACAAAACAACCAUUAAAAAGGAUAAAAUUAAAAAUAUUUGGAAGCUGUAAUUCAGGAAAAACAACUCUUGUCGAUACUUUAAAAUGUUCGUUUUUGAAUAGCUUUUUUCGUCGUAAUCGUCUUAAUAGUACAAAAAGAAAUUAUCCAAGUCGAAAAUCAUUAAUUAUUGAUGAUUCAGAAACGUUAAAUUUAAAUAAUUCAAGAGGUGUUGGUGUUCAACAAAUAACAUGUACAGGUGGUGGACAAUAUAGUACUUGGGAUUUUACUGGUAUGGAGAUUUAUCAUUCAAUAUAUGAUCAUUUUAUUGGAGAUUUUAAUUGUAUUCAUGUUUUAUUAUUUAAUAUGCUGGAUGAUAUACAACAAUUAGAACAAAAUUUAGUCUAUUGGCUUGAAUUUCUUCGUGUUCGAAUUUCAAUACAAGAACCUUUAGGUUUUAAUGGUCGAAGUGCUCAAUUAGCUAAAAUAGUUCUUAUUGGUACACAUGCUGAUCUUGCAUCUGAUUGUAUAAAAUCUGAUGAUGGAGAUUAUACAUGCGAACGAAUUCAAAUAUUUAUAAAUCAUAUUAAAAAUCGUUAUAUUGAUGAUUUUGAUUUUCAUGAUAAACUAUUUCUUUUGGAUGCUCGUGCUGCCUGGACACAAUCAAUAAAAAAUCUUAUUUCAUGUUUUAAUCUAUAUAAGGAACGAAUAUGUCAAAAAUUAAAAUCUACAACAAUUUUUCUUGAUCGUUCUACAUGUCAUAUUCAACAACAAUGGAGAAAAACAUAUGGACAUUUUCCAGUAAUGUCAUGGUCACGUUUUGUUGAAUGUAUUAGACAAGAAGUUAAUCCAUUAGCAAGUGACGAACAUAUGAGAGAAUUAGUUCAACAAUUACAAAUAAUGGGAGAAAUUCUCUAUUUGGAAGGUGAUCCUCAAGAAGAUUUAAUCUGUUUUGAUCCAAAUUGGCUUUGUCAAACAAUUUUAGGUCGUCUUCUUGAUCAUCAACAAAUUUGUAAACGUUAUUCAUCAUCAAAUGAAACAUUUGCACUUAUUGAUAUACGAAAUUUAUUUCCGGAAAUUUCUGAUCCAGUAGAUCUUUUACAAAUAUUUAAUGCUUAUGAUCUUUGUACACAAAUUAAUAUAAAUGGUGAAUAUGAAUUUGAAUUUCCUCAAUUAAAUACAAUUGAAAUAAUGUCGGAUUUAUGGGAAAAACGUUCUGGUGUACAAUAUAUUUAUAUUGGUUGUGAAAUUCGUUCACGUACAUUAUCAUCAUUACUUUGGUCUGUUUUUCCUCGAAUACAAGUUCAUCUUCGUCGUUUAAUUAUGUCAAAUGAAUUUGUUCAACAUGGUGGUGGUGAUGAUGUUGAAUUAUUUCAAUGGACUGAAGGUUCAAAAUUAGUUGUUGGAAUGAUUGAAUUAUUAUUAACAAAAAAUUUACCAACACAUUUAGAAUUAAAAGCACGAGGACAAAUACAAAAUCGUGAACAAAUUUUUUAUUUAUUUCAUGAUAUUCUUUCACUUAUUGAACAUGUUUUUAAUCAAAUAUGUCCAAUGUUACAAAUUGAACAUCAUUAUAUAUCAACAAAACAUCUUCAUUUAAAUCAAAUAUCAACAAUAAAUACAUUACAUUUACCACCAUCAACAACAAAACGACGUUAUUUAACAACUGUUACAUCAUUACCAAUUGCUGAACAAGAUUCAUCUAUUUUAAUUCCUGGUUCAUCUUGUCAAACACAUUCAAUGUCAUUUUCAUUUAUUGAAUCAAAAGUAAAUAUUUCACCAUACUAUCGAACAUAUUCACCAAAAUUAAUUGUUCAAACAUUAAUGCAACAAUAUGGAAUAAAUCAGACAUCAAUACUCGAUGGAAAUAAUAAUAAUAAUCAUAGUUUAACAAUGAUAAAACAACAUCGUUCAACUGAUUCAUUAAAUAGUUGUCAUUUACAAACACCAUCUAAAGAAAUUUCUCAUAUAACAUCGAUUGACUUUGAUGAAGAUCUUAUUGAUUUAUUAUGUUGUGGUUCAAAUGAAAUAUUUUCAAAUUUAAUUGUAGGUAUUGAUUUACCAAUAUCAAUAUUUACAUUAAAAACUCGACAAUUACUUUGUCGUUUAUUUGAUAAACAAGAUAAAAUGGGUAGAGAUUGGUGUCUAUUAGCUAUAGCAUUACAACAACAACAUCUUAUACCACAACUUGAUCAAGAAGAUAUGUUUCAAUCGAAAACUGAUCAAUUAUUUGAAGAAUUAGGACGAAAAAAUUCUUCAUUAACAAUACGUUAUUUUCUUCAAAAAUUACUUGACAUUGAUCGACGUGAUGCUUUUGAAGUUGUUGCUAAUACUUGUCCAAUAUUUCAAUUUGCCAAUAAUAAUGGUGCUGUUAUGCAACCGUCAUCUAAUGAACAGGAUCAACUUGAUAGUCAUGAUAGUGGCAUACAAAAUUCGAACAAUACUAUCGCCAGUCUUAAUCGGUGA